Patiria miniata (bat star) is the source of this 360-nucleotide messenger RNA. RefSeq lists its product as uncharacterized. The coding region runs from base 1 to 360 and encodes 119 amino acids. The transcript has a single exon. Lineage: Eukaryota; Metazoa; Echinodermata; Asteroidea; Valvatida; Asterinidae. The record is from RefSeq and is a predicted model, not a curated record.
AUGACAGCAAGGGCACAUGCAUCUCACAUGGGCGUGCAGUACACCACCAACACUUCACGAGACAUAAUGUACUGGCCACGUAUGCACACAGAACUGGUGGAGGCAGUCCAACGCUGCGCAAUCUGCCAGGAGUCACAACCAGCUCUCCCCAAGGAACCCCUCAUGACACACCUAGUACCCAAGAAACCGUGGAAACUAGUCGCGAGUGACUGUUUUGAGGUCAAUGGACAAAACUACUGCGUACUAGUAGACCUCUACUCAGACUACAUCGACUUGCACGCCCUGGAAGACAUGACUUCCAAAUCGCUAAUCAAGGAACUGAAGCCAGUGUUGCCACCCACGGCAUUCCUCACACCUUGA